Aspergillus alliaceus is the source of this 1000-nucleotide messenger RNA. RefSeq names its product putative oligosaccharyl transferase subunit Dad1. NCBI's taxonomy places the organism in Eukaryota, Fungi, Ascomycota, Eurotiomycetes, Eurotiales, Aspergillaceae. Bases 432 to 902 code for a protein of 156 amino acids. The transcript has 3 exons. Gene Ontology annotation, cellular component: oligosaccharyltransferase complex; membrane. The record is from RefSeq and is a predicted model, not a curated record. Gene Ontology annotation, biological process: protein N-linked glycosylation.
CCUGGUGCCUUCUCACCGGUUGGACUGGGGUUUCAUGGAGUUUUACAGCUCUAUAAAACGGUGGCUUGCAGUCUUAUUAUUCCCAUGUAUUAUAAUGCAAUGUAUUAGUAUACCUCUUCGACACAUACGGAGCAUGAAAAUCGAUAUUUAUACUUUCCGAAGACAAAUCUCUUCCGGGCCUCGAAAAUGUUGUAUUCGAAAUACUAAAACGAAAGAAACAACAUCCAUCAUCCCGAGAUGUAUACCGUGUAAUACGACGCGUCUCCCUCGGACUAUGGGUCACGUGAUGUAUCCGGAACAAAUGCCGUGUACAGUACUGUACACAGUAGCUUCAUCAGCUCAACCUCCAGCGACCAACCGUGUUCAUCGACUCCCUCCCUCGCGCGAGUCUCCCUAAAAAAAAGAACAAAAACUACUAACCCCCAACCGCAAUGCCUGCGAAACGCACCACCGCCGCCCCCACGGCUCCUCCCCCAAGCACCAAAUCCCUCUCCUCUGGCCCGAAGACCCUCACAACCAACGCCUCCGUCGUCGACAUCGCCAACCAUGUCUGGCAACAGUACCUGGCGACCACGCCGCAACGAACGCUCCUCCUGGACGCCUUCAUGGCCUUCCUGGUUCUCGUCGGCGGAAUCCAGUUCGUGUACUGUGUCGUUGCGGGGAACUAUCCCUUUAAUGCCUUCUUGAGCGGGUUUUGUGCUGCUGUUGGGCAGUUUGUUCUUACGGCUAGUUUGCGCAUGCAGACGAGUGAUGUGAAGGAGGGGGGUAAGGCGAGCGCGAGUGGGAAGGGGAAGGAUGGGAAGGGGGUUGGUAAGGAAGGGGUUUCGCAUGAGAGGGCGUUUGCGGAUUAUAUCUUCGGGAGCCUGAUUUUGCAUUUCUUCUGUAUUAAUUUUAUUAACUAAGGGGUCUUUCUUGUUCGUUUGGCUCUUGUUGUUGUUGAUGGGUGGGUGACUGGAUGGGGUUCCCUGGUGGAUUCUUGUCUUGUGUUUCUUUUGUAGUU